GAUGAACGCAGCCAUAUUGACAACAGGCUCACAGGGUUGCCAUAUCUAAAUGUCAGUUCCCACUUGUCAAUUGUCAGCAGCUUGACAGGUCGUUGGAAUGGUUAAUUAGAUAAAUAAUAAAUUACUUAUAUUCUUACUUGCCAUACUUUUUUAAGAAUUUAACAAUAACUACUUUGUGAUGGCUUCUAAAACCAAAACGCUGCAACUAUACAGAACCAUGUUGAGAGAAUCCAGUAAAAUUCCUUCAUAUAAUUUUAGGGAGUAUGCCAUUCGCAAAAUACGUGAUACUUUCAAACAAAACAAACAAUGUACAGAAUCUACAGUAAUUCAAAAUCAACUCAAAGAAGCCCAAAGGAAUUUAGAAAUAAUUAAAAGACAAGCAAUUGUUGGUCAACUGUACAGUACAGAGAAGCUCGUAAUAGAAUACACUACAUAAAGAUGAAUGUCUCUUGUUAAAAUAUAUAAAUUUCUUACCGGUGUACAUUUUUUCCAUUUCACUUUGAGGUUCAAUCAAAGUUACUAAUUAGCAAGUUGUACCUUGUACCUACUCAAAUGAGAAAAUUUGUCAAACCCUUAUGAUGUUUAAUUAACCCAACAUCUAUGGAUAAUUAUUAUUUACAUGUGAAAAAAUAUGAUUAAAAGUCACUAGAAAAUAAUAUGAUGUAAAAAACGAUUUAAUUACAAAGCAAAUAAAAUUAUAAAUCUAGAAGUAAAUAAUACAAAAUACAUCGUCUCACUCAGAAAUUUGCCAAGAAAUAUUAACAGACAGACAUUAACAACUUCCAUCCAGUUUACUAGAAGACGUCAUUAGCCUCAGCUAACCAUUUUUGCAUCCAUCCUGACAGAUACUGCAAUAUUAAUUUUAUUUUUACUUUCGUAUUGUUAAAUAUAAUUCUCACUUGUAUCUUUGUAACCC
Psylliodes chrysocephalus is the source of this 916-nucleotide messenger RNA. The record is from the annotation of a GenBank genome assembly. NCBI's taxonomy places the organism in Eukaryota, Metazoa, Arthropoda, Insecta, Coleoptera, Chrysomelidae.